CAUUUAAAAAAAUCAAAAAAAAAAUCAAAAGUUUCGUUCUUAAAACAUUGGAAUUGCACAAAAAUGUAAUAAUGUGGAUUGUGCAUAAUUGUGUUCUUAACUUCUUCUCUUUUUUAAUACUUUUCGAGGAAUGUAAAUGAAAAUUUAGAAGGAAAUAGAUUGUGUUUGGAUUCUUUUUUGUUUUCUUGGUUGAAUUAAUCCGUCUGAACAAUCCGUCUUGAGUCUUCCAUCAAUGUUAUCUCAGGAUAAAAUGAAACUAUUCAUUAAGUUUCUGGUCGGUGACAGCGAAGUAAGUAGUGGUGUGCUAUCGAUUGUAUUUUGAGAUACCUUUAUCUACAAAACAAUUGAGUGUUGUGGAGUUUGCUGUUAGGCAGAAUAACAAGUUUACAAAGUACGACUAGAGAGUUAUUUUCUCAAAAAAAAUUGGAGAUUCCACCAAAAUCGUUUGUCUGCAUUUAUAUAAUCAGAUUGGUAGACACAAAAUUACUUCCAACACUCAUAUAACCUAUUUAGCCAAUAAGUUUAAAAUUUUUGAGUCUAGGUCUAUAAAAGUUUCAACCCAUCAAAUAAAUAGAUAGGUUAUAUUCUCCCAUAAGAAAUCUCGAACCCAACCCGUUCAUUUAACACCCCUAAAAAUAGUUAAACCCAACCAAUUAAUCUAAUGGACAACAUUUUGCAUGUAUUUAGAAAUACAUCUGGAGGCCCAAGCCCAACCUUCUCCCACUUAUACUCAGGCCGACAUUUGGUGUCGGCAACGAUAAUUUAUUAAUGGAGAAGUUGAAGAAGAAGACUCAUAUGGGGUUCAGAGAGUGAUGCCAAAAAUACGAGAACUAGACAGACCCGUGAGUGAUAUCAAUUAUUUUACUCUCCGACAAUCAGACAAAAGGGAAACACGCUUACCAUCAAAUACCUCUUUACUCAAAUCAAAUGUGAAACCUGCUCUCCAUUUUUCAGCUACUUCUGGAGCCAAGUUUUUGUAUCAGACGCAUCCCAAUAUGAUAAGUUUCACUUCCCAAGUAUUUGGUCUUUUCUAGCAUCUAUAUUGGAUUUAUCUAAAGAAAACUAUACACUAAAAAUGGUUAGCAAAAAAAUAACACUUUGCUCUAAGUAUUAACUUAUGUCCUCUUUUAAAACCAGCCUUCACAAAUCAUAAUUAGAGUUUAGAGUCAAGUUAAGUUUGUUUGCUUAUGUGAUUUUGUUUUUUAUCUUAUCAAUUGUUAAACCGCUAAACAUUUUCUUUUGACUAUAUUGUUUAUUCAGUCGAUAAAUAUCUUUAUUUAGACUAUAAAGUUCAUGACUUUUGUAAAAAAAAAAGACAAACUCACACAAUUAAUCAUGGAAUCCAGCAAGGUCCAAUAAAAGAAAAAGAAAAACACCAUCAAAUUCCUUAUUAACUCAUCACCAAACACAUUUCAAAUUAAUCAAAACACUAGACACAAUAAAUUUCAAAACAAUGUCGACUUCUAAGACCAUAACCUUCACUCUCUUCAUAGCAACACUACUCUCGUCCUGCAACGCAGCCGCAAACGCUACAACGCAACCGCUAUUCCCAGCGAUUCUAAUCUUUGGCGACUCAACAGUCGACACAGGCAACAACAACUACCACUCACAAACAAUCUUCAAAGCUAAACAUCUUCCUUAUGGAAUUGAUCUCCCAAACCACAAAGCUAGUGGAAGAUUUACAAAUGGGAAAAUCUUCUCCGACAUAAUCGCAACAAAACUCAACAUCAAACAGCUUGUUCCUCCCUUCUUACAACCAAAUCUCUCUGACCAAGAAAUUGUAACCGGGGUCUGUUUUGCAUCAGCCGGUGCGGGUUACGAUGACCGUACCAGUCUCUCGACUCAAGCAAUCGGUGUCUCGGACCAACCAAAGAUGUUCAAGAGUUAUAUUGCCCGUCUUAAAAGUAUCGUAGGAGACAAAAAAGCUAUGGAGAUCAUAAACAAUGCUUUGGUGGUUAUAAGUGCAGGACCUAACGACUUCAUCUUGAAUUAUUAUGAUUUUCCUUCAAGGCGUCUUGAGUUUCCUCACAUAUCUGGUUACCAAGACUUUGUGCUUAAAAGGCUUGACAAUCUCGUGCGGGAGCUUUACAGUUUAGGUUGCCGGAAAAUUAUGGUAGGAGGUUUACCGCCAAUGGGUUGUUUACCGAUUCAAAUGACUGCUAAAUUCCGCAACGCUCUAAGGUUCUGCUUGGAACAAGAGAACCGAGACUCUGUCUUGUACAAUCAGAAACUUCAGAAACUAUUACCUCAGAUCGAAGCAUCUCUUACAGGAAGCAAGAUCCUUUACUCCAAUGUCUAUGACCCGAUGAUGGACAUGAUGCAAAACCCAAGCAAAUACGGGUUUAAAGAGACGAAGAGAGGAUGUUGUGGAACAGGGCAUUUGGAGACAAGCUUCAUGUGUAAUGCUUUUUCUCCAACGUGUAGGAAUCACUCCGAGUUUUUGUUCUUUGACUCGAUUCAUCCAUCGGAAGCUACCUAUAACUAUAUGGGCAAUUUUCUAGAUACUCAGAUCCGUUUGUGGCUUGAGGCCUAAGUCAUAAUUAUAUUGGCCUAAAUCAGUUCACUUUCA
This is a messenger RNA of Arabidopsis lyrata subsp. lyrata, 2569 nucleotides long. RefSeq names its product GDSL esterase/lipase At2g24560. The transcript is spliced from 3 exons. The record is from RefSeq and is a predicted model, not a curated record. NCBI's taxonomy places the organism in Eukaryota, Viridiplantae, Streptophyta, Magnoliopsida, Brassicales, Brassicaceae. Gene Ontology annotation, molecular function: hydrolase activity, acting on ester bonds. The coding region runs from base 1454 to 2533 and encodes 359 amino acids.